Penicillium argentinense is the source of this 1077-nucleotide messenger RNA. RefSeq lists its product as uncharacterized. The record is from RefSeq and is a predicted model, not a curated record. The coding region runs from base 1 to 1077 and encodes 358 amino acids. The transcript has 2 exons. NCBI's taxonomy places the organism in Eukaryota, Fungi, Ascomycota, Eurotiomycetes, Eurotiales, Aspergillaceae.
AUGGCUCCAUCCGUGGCUCUGGACCCGCAUGUCGAAUAUGGCCGUGAUCAGCCAACCAUGUUCAGUGCCAAGAGGCAUAUCGACUACUCACCACCAGCGGAGAUUCUCCAAAUGAAGGAUUUGGGCCAGAAUGCGACGGAGCUGUCGUCCGUGGCCUCAACAGUGCCUUUCCCGUUGCUCUCCCACGAGGCGGUCCUGCAGCAUCGCCGUGAGAUAUUUAGCGACGAUGUGCUCGACAACUGCAUGCACCACACGAGGCCAGGGUCAGUCCAGAUCAGGGGCAUGGCGCCUCGUUAUGCAUCGUUCAUUCACGAGUUCUGGCAUUCCCCCGAAGUCUUGAAGAUCAUUAGUGACAAUGCGGGAGUCGAGCUGGUGCCGGCGAUGGACUAUGAGAUCAGUCACACCAACGUGCAACUGGGACCGGGCGGCUUGGAUGUGGUACGCAAGUCUCCCAUUGAGCCCCCCAUGGCGACGGAGGAAGCGAUUGCCAAAUUCGAGAAGGAAAAGUCCAAGCUCCGAGCGGUGACCGAUCAAAGUAAGCCCAUUAUCGAAUGGCACCGGGAUUCCCAUCCAUUUGUGUGCGUGGUAAUGUUGUCCGAUGCCCGUCACAUGGUGGGAGGCGAGACGGAGCUGAAAAGGGCCGAUGGCUCCACGCUGAAGGUCAAGGCUCCUCAGAUGGGCUGUGCCGUCAUCCUCCAAGGUCGAUAUAUCACCCACACUGCAGCACCAGCUGCGAAUAUGCCGGAGCGUGUCACCAUUGUGACCUCCUUCCGGCCCAAGAAUCCUACGCUGCUCGAUGAAACUACAAACGCGAAUGUCCGCAAUAAGUCCCACUUGACCGAGCUCUAUUACCAGUGGUCCACGUACCGUUUGGAUGUACUGGCGCAGAGGGCCCAUAUUGCGGCCCAGAGCUUGCGAGAAAAGUACGAGAAGCACAUCAAGGAGUCAGACUCGGACGGCAAGAAAGGCUUGUGUCGAGUGGAGACGGUCAAUGUUAAGGAUCUGGAAGCCUGGGCGGAGGGUCAGAUCAAGUACAUCGAAGAGACACUGCAAGAGAUGCAGCCAUUGGGCCAGUAG